Trypanosoma cruzi is the source of this 1119-nucleotide messenger RNA. RefSeq lists its product as uncharacterized. The transcript has a single exon. Bases 1 to 1119 code for a protein of 372 amino acids. Gene Ontology annotation, molecular function: NAD binding; oxidoreductase activity; NADP binding. NCBI's taxonomy places the organism in Eukaryota, Euglenozoa, Kinetoplastea, Trypanosomatida, Trypanosomatidae. The record is from RefSeq and is a predicted model, not a curated record.
AUGGCGGCGAUCAAGCGUUCACUGAACGUUGGUGUGGUUGGUAUGGGCAACAUGGGUGUUCCCAUCGCCCGCAAUCUUGGCUUCAAGGCCCGUAGUGCCAUGUACCUUCAGAUACAUAGCCGGACACUUAGCAAAGCUCGCCGUGUAUGCGAUGACCUUUCGGUGGAUGGUGCCUCAUGCGCCAUGCGGAUUCAUGAUCGAUAUUCAACCAUGACCAAAUGGUGUGAUGUGUUGCUGUUGGCAUUGGCUGAUGUGCAUGCGGCACGACAUGCUCUUUUGGAGGACAGUGAGGCACUCAUUCGCAACGCACGCAAGGGUCAGAUCAUCGUGGAUCACACAACGGUGGAUAUUGACACUUCCCGCGAGUGUGCAUACGAAGCCGAGAAAAGGGGUGCGUACUUUUUGGAUGCCCCAAUGAGUGGCAGUCCGCGCGCCUGCUUUAAUGCUCAGCUGGUGUUAAUGGUUGGAGGCCACGCAGAGUCGUUUCAAAAAAUGCUGCCAAUAUUUCACAUGUAUGCUGAUAAUGUCCAUCACAUGGGCGGGAGUGGCAGUGGAUCGGCGACCAAAAUGAUCACACAGGCCCUCGUUGCUUCCCACAACGCGGCUGCGGCAGAGGCGUUGAUUAUGGCACACCGAUUGGGCGUAGAAGACCAAAAAAAACUGGUGCAGGUGCUGGACGCCUCAUGGAGCUCCAGUACGAUGCUGCGCCGCAAUGCAGCGUUGCUGCAGGACCUUAUUCGUAACCCCGACAAAGCCCCACCCACAUCCACCGCCAGCGUGGACCGACUGCUAGAGGACCUUGCUCUGCUUGAUGCAUCGCUACCAAAGAGAACGGGAACAACGAACUCCUCUGAAAAUACAGAUACCGAUGAGCCCUAUCCUGUCUUGGACACGGCGCUUCGCUCGCUGGCAGCCGCUUCCGAUGCAGGGAUGGGUGAUCGGGAUAUCGCUACCGUUGUGCAUUACGUUCAGGCGGGGGAAGUGGAGCUACGCAACCGCCGUGUGAUGAAUUUUGCGAGCGCUGACAGCAUGGGGCGAGGCGAGGCGGUAUGUGGGGGUGCGGCGGUGGAGAACGCGGAAACGGAGCCUGUGGAGUUUGGAAAAGAAGACUUUUACUAG